UUGGAAAUUAGAUUAGAAAAAAUGAAUCCAAUAAAAAUAAUAAAUUUAUUAUAUAUAAUUUUGCAAUGCAUGGACACUGCCAAAGCAUUUCCGUUCGUGAAAGAUGGAGUAACAAAAGAAAUAACGGACAAUCGAUUGCUCACGGAUUUUAGUGAUUCAACGCAAAAUUACUUGAUGGAGUUUGGAUAUCUUCCAAAAUCGAACAUUGAAACGGGCAAUUUGCGAACUGAGGAGCAGUUGAGAGGAGCGAUCAAGAAUUUGCAGAAAUUUGGAGGAAUUCCUGAAACGGGAGUUCUUGAUGCCGCUACACGUAAUCUGAUAAGGCAACCACGAUGCGGGAUGCCAGAUAACGUUGACAGCGGAGAUUUUUCUGCUACGAAUUCACGGAGGAAGCGUUAUGUCAUCCAAGGGAGUAAAUGGGAUCACACCGAUUUAACAUGGAGAUUGGAGAAUCAUCGCUUGGAUGGACUCGAAACAGGACAAGUGCGACGAAUCCUUCGUGAUGCGCUCGAGGUGUGGGCCAGCAACUCAAAAUUGACGUUCCGUGAAACGAGUAGUCCGGAUGCGGAUAUUCAGGUGCUUUUUGCAAGACGUGAACAUGGAGAUAGCUACAAUUUUGACGGACCUGGCUCGGUAUUGGCACACGCAUUUUAUCCCGGAACAGGACGAGGCGGCGACGCCCAUUUUGAUUCUGAGGAAUUAUGGGAAUUAUUUGAGCGGCGAAAUGACGACAAUGACGAUGGACCUCGAGGCACCAGCUUAAUGGGCGUAGCUGUACACGAGUUCGGGCAUAGCUUGGGAUUAGGUCAUUCAUCUGUUAAAGGUGCCAUUAUGUUUCCAUGGUAUCAAGGAUACGAAAUGAACAAAAACUUACCGGAGGAUGACCGAAUUGCUAUUCAAACAAUUUACGGUUCGAAGGAGAAGAAAUGGGGCAUUAAUCCGUAUAGACCGACGUAUGAUCGUCCCGUGCAAAACACAACUUCGACAACGACCACGACGACGACGACAACCCCGAAGCCUUAUUACCCGGAUAGACGACCUCAGUAUGACGUUCGACGAGAGCAGGAACGAGAACGGGAACGUCAAAGGGAGCGUGAACGGGAAUUGGAAAGAGAACGGGCAAGAGAGAGGCAAAGGGAACGUGAAAGAGAACGCGAACGAGAGAGGGAGUACGAAUAUCGCCCUGAACGCCCUCGAAGACCGCAUUUUCACACAACGACGCCAUCAACACGCGCGGUAACGACGGAAAUGCCACAACGGAGACAAACGCAUCGCCCGUCGCAACAUCAUCCGAGACAUCCGGAACAUCCGCAUCAUCGAAAACCAUUGACGUGUGAUACGAGUUACGAUGCAAUUACGAUGAUCCGUGGCGAAAUCUUCAUAUUCAAGGAUCAAUAUUUGUGGCGUGUCGGUCCCGAAGGUAAAGUUAUGGAUGGAUAUCCGCACGAAAUACGGCGAUUGUGGAACAAGUUACCGGCAAACUUGACGCAUAUCGAUGCCGUUUACGAGAAUAAAGAUAGAAAAAUUAUAUUUUUUAUAGGAAAGCAAUAUUAUAUGUUUAGCACACAUAAUUUAGAUCCAGGUUAUCCAAAAUAUUUAACACAGCUUGGGCUUCCUGCAACUUUAAAUAAAAUAGAUGCUGCGCUGGUAUGGGGCCAUAAUAACCGAACUUAUUUUUAUAGUGGGACAAUGUAUUGGAGAUUCGAUGAGGAAGUCGGAAGAGUUGAAUUAGAUUACCCGCGUGACAUGUCGAUGUGGCGCGGUAUUGGUUAUCACAUCGAUACUGCCUUCCAACAUCAAGGCAAAACGUACUUUUUCAAAGGCAAGGGCUACUGGGAAUUCAAUGAUUACUACAUGCGCGUCGCUCACGAACGGCAAAAAUCGUCGGCACAACGCUGGAUGGGCUGCAAGGGACGUUCGCAAGACUUGCCAAGCAGAAGAAGAGCUCCGCUGGUUGCCGGCAACGACGAUGGCGACGAAGAUUACGCCUAUGACGACAAAGAUUUGACCUCUAAUUCGACUCGACCACGGAAUCAUUGGCACAAAUACACCUUCUUAAUUUAUGUAGUCUUAGCAUCAUCAAUAAAAUAUAAAUUUAGCUUCUUCUAAAACGAAAAAAAAAAUGUAAAAAAAAAUAAAUGUUCCAUUUCUCUCUUCAUGGAUUUAAAAAAAAAUUUAAAAAAAAAAUACUUAAAAUUAAAAUUCUUAGAAUUGGAAAAAAAACGCAAUACAGGAAAAAUAAUUAGAUAUUUUUUUAAUCGGAAAAAAAUAAAUUUUCUAUAGAAGAACGAAAAAAAGUAAGGAAAGAAAGAAAAAAACACACCUGUGUCUUAUUAAUUUAUCUUAAAAAAAAAUUGUUAAAUAAGGAACGAACGACAAAAAUGGAGUUGUACAGUGAAUGAUCAGUAGAAAAUUAUCCAUUGAACAUUAAAAGAAUCAAUGCAUUUACCUUUUAAGUGUCUAAAAAAAAAUAGUAGAAUAUUCUCUUGACAACUUUGCAAUUUUGAACGUCUCCGAUGCUCAAAAAACACUUAAGCUUAAAAAAAAUAAAUUUAGAAAUAAUAAAAUUGUAAUUAUUUUCGGGAACCGGAAUCAGCAUUUCAUAAGUCUUAAAAAAAAUUAAAAAAUAUUGCAAGUGCAAUUCAUAAGAAGACAAAAAAAAAUGAUAGGAAAAAAAUAUUAGCAAUAAAAAAAAAUUAAAUAAAUAAAAAAA
This is a messenger RNA of Culicoides brevitarsis, 2713 nucleotides long. It is a transcript of the gene Mmp2, whose product is annotated as matrix metalloproteinase-2. Bases 22 to 2109 code for a protein of 695 amino acids. The record is from RefSeq and is a predicted model, not a curated record. Gene Ontology annotation, molecular function: zinc ion binding; metalloendopeptidase activity. Gene Ontology annotation, biological process: proteolysis; collagen catabolic process; extracellular matrix organization. Gene Ontology annotation, cellular component: extracellular matrix. The transcript has 12 exons. Lineage: Eukaryota; Metazoa; Arthropoda; Insecta; Diptera; Ceratopogonidae.